Salvia hispanica is the source of this 1902-nucleotide messenger RNA. RefSeq names its product putative fucosyltransferase-like protein. Gene Ontology annotation, molecular function: fucosyltransferase activity. NCBI's taxonomy places the organism in Eukaryota, Viridiplantae, Streptophyta, Magnoliopsida, Lamiales, Lamiaceae. Gene Ontology annotation, cellular component: membrane. The record is from RefSeq and is a predicted model, not a curated record.
UUGGUAGUUUUAAUUUUGACACAAAAAAAAACACAAUGACAAUUCAUUGAACCAACUCUCUCUCUCUCUCCUAAUUCUUUUCGUGAAAGAUCAAAAUUUUCCCCUUAACGAUUAAAGUUUAUGGCUACUGCUAACUUCAUUCAACAGCCGAAGCCCACUCUGGAAAUUCGAUCAACCUCGUAUUCAUCGCCAUCGUCUGCGUCUCUAAUGAAGAAAAAAUGGUCGAAUUUUCUCCCCAUUUUGGUGGGUCUUGUGGUGAUAGGGGAGAUUACGUUUCUGGGCCGUCUCGAUGUGGUGAAGAAUGUCGACUCGUGGGCUGACUCUUUUUACCAAUCCAACCCAGCCCCGGAGGUUGUCGACAGCUGUGAAGCAUGGUUGGAGAAGGACGACUCCGUGCCUUAUUCUAGGGAUUUCGAUAAAGACCCAAUUUUGGUGAAUGGGGCUGAAGAGGGAAUUAUGACCUGUGGCGUUGGAUGUAAGUUUGGGGAUGAAUCGAGUAAGAAACCUGAUGCUGGAUUUGGAACUCCUCAGUCAUCUGGCACUGCUGCCGUGCUUAGGUCAAUGGAAGCCGCCACAUAUUAUCCUGAGAACAAUAUUGGCGAGGCACGACGUCGGGGAUAUGACAUUGUAAUGACAACCAGUCUUUCAUCGGAUGUGCCAGUGGGAUACUUUUCGUGGGCUGAAUACGAUAUAAUGGCUCCAGUUCAACCAAAAAUUGCAAGUGCCGUUGCUGCUGCUUUCAUUUCUAACUGUGGUGCUAUGAAUUUCCGGCUGCAAGCAUUGAUCGGACUUGAGAAAGAAAACGUCAGCAUUGAUUCUUAUGGAGCUUGCCGUCGAAAUCGUGAUGGAAAAGUUGAUAAAGUGGAAGCGUUGAAGCAUUAUAAGUUUAGCUUGGCUUUUGAGAACUCGAACGAGGAGGAUUAUGUUACUGAAAAGUUCUUCCAAUCUCUUGUUGCAGGCACUAUCCCUGUGGUGAUUGGCGCUCCUAAUAUCCAACAUUUCUCCCCUGGUCCUGGUUCAUUGCUGCAUAUCAAGGAGCUCACAGACGUUGAUUCCGUUGCCAAGAGAAUGAAAUACCUUGCUGGCAAUGAGAUUGCAUUUAAUGAAUCAUUGAGGUGGAAAUAUGAGGGACCAUCCGAUUCCUUCAAGGCCCUUGUUGAUAUGGCUGCAGUACACUCAUCAUGCCGUCUAUGCAUUUUCCUGGCAACCAAAAUCCAAGAAAAAGAAGAAAACCGUCCAGAAUUUCAAAACCGUCCCUGCAAGUGUACUCGUGGCUCAAGAACUACAUACCACAUAUACGUCAGGGAAAGAGGGAGGUUUCAUAUGGAAUCCAUUUUCCUAAGGUCAGACAAAUUGACUAUCGAAGCCCUAUCCUCUGCUGUUGUGCAAAAGUUUAGAUCGCUUAAACACGUUCCUAUCUGGAAAAGUGAGAGGCCGGAGAGCAUAAGAGGUGGGAAUGAGCUUAAACUCUACAAGAUUUACCCGGUCGGGCUGACAGCGAGGCAAGGAUUGUACACCUUCAAACUCAACCACAGUUCGGAUCUGAGGAAGCACAUAGAGAGCCAUCCGUGCGCCAAGUUUGAGGUGAUAUUCGUAUAGGUUAAUGUGACACGGAGCAUCCAGAAACGCAAUCUUAGGUAGGGCAAACUCUCUUCUCCUCUCUCCCUGCCCUUGAGCUUUUGUAGGAUGGGUGACUCUAGGGUUUAUUGCUCCACUUUUUGUUCCCGGCAGGCGUCGUGUUCGUUUUGAGUUUAGAGGGGGGGAAAGAUGGGGAUUGUACAUGAUGUUUGAAGCUUGAAAUUAGGUCUUGAUAAAUGGUGUAUAUACUAUUUUUUUGUCUUCACUAUAGAAAAAUGAUUGAAUUUGGGGAAACUAAGAUGGUCUUUUGACAUGUUUUGAAAA